This is a messenger RNA of Corticium candelabrum, 972 nucleotides long. Its product is annotated as tetratricopeptide repeat protein 28-like. The transcript is spliced from 7 exons. Gene Ontology annotation, biological process: cilium movement. Lineage: Eukaryota; Metazoa; Porifera; Homoscleromorpha; Homosclerophorida; Plakinidae. Gene Ontology annotation, molecular function: protein binding. The coding region runs from base 1 to 972 and encodes 323 amino acids. The record is from RefSeq and is a predicted model, not a curated record. Gene Ontology annotation, cellular component: cilium.
AUGCCAUCAUCAAAACAUUCAUAUUUUUAUGUAGCUCUCAGUAGUUUGUCAAAGUGUUACUUGCUUUUGAAUGAUAUUUCUAAAGCCACCACAGUGGCAGAAGAGGGUGUAUCUAUUCAAAGGUCAAUCCUUGAUCCUCAGCAUCUUUGCGUGGCAACCAGUACAUUAAUACUAGCAGAGUGUUAUUGUUUCUCUGGGGAUGUGACUAAUGCUAUUAUAAAUCUCAAUCAGUGCAUUGAAAUAUUUAGAACUAAGCUACCACUUGCAAAGGAAGGUCUUUGUAAAGCAUUAAAGGGCUUGGGGAUAUGCUAUUUUGGGAAAGACAUGUUUCCGGAAUCAAUUUUGUUUCUUCAAGAAUCUAUUGAUUUGUAUCACUCAUUACAUUGUGAAGUUGAGAUAAAUUUAGCUGAGGCUUUGUUAUGUCUUGGAAUGAACUAUGCCAAAGUUGGUGAUUUUGCAAACGCUGCAGAGCCGAUCAGAAAGAGUUUGUCCGGUUUGGUAGAACAGUCGGCUGAUUAUAUUUUAGCGUUGUGUUUCCUUUCCAAUGUCGCUUUAGCAUUAUACAUGCUGGCAACUUGUUUGUUCCCUCAAGCACAUUUUAGUGAAUGCUUGCAGCUGUACCUGCAGGUUCGUCACAUCCUUGUGCAAAAUCGUGAAACAACGUCGGAAAUCAUGGCGCAAGUAUGUUUUAUGAUUGGGUCAUGUCAUAUGGAGAUGUCGCAUCAGAGAGAAGCAGAGAAACCGUUGUUGGAGUCAAUUGAAAUAUACAAAGCUGUAACGCCUACUGGAAGUCUUGAAAUGGGCACAGCUUAUGCACGCCUCGGAUCAUUGUACGACGUGUUAGGUGAUAUAACAAAGGCAACGGAAAUGCUAAGUCAAGGUUUAUCAGUUCUACAACAGAUUCCACUACGUCACCAGACAGCAAAUGUCGCCGCACUCACUGCUGACGGUACUACAUUACUACACUUUUGA